Messenger RNA from Diaporthe citri, 2409 nucleotides. RefSeq lists its product as uncharacterized. The coding region runs from base 1 to 2409 and encodes 802 amino acids. Lineage: Eukaryota; Fungi; Ascomycota; Sordariomycetes; Diaporthales; Diaporthaceae. Gene Ontology annotation, biological process: stabilization of membrane potential; potassium ion transmembrane transport. The record is from RefSeq and is a predicted model, not a curated record. Gene Ontology annotation, molecular function: potassium ion leak channel activity. The transcript is spliced from 3 exons. Gene Ontology annotation, cellular component: membrane.
AUGAUGGCCGAUAGUGGUGACCGGGUCGAGGACCACGUCGAGGCCUUCGACAGCCAGGAGUCACAGGCAACAAAGCAGGACAAGCCGCAGCAAGCGUCCGGAGGGGAUCCAAUCCACAACGAUGAGGCUCAUCUCGAUCCCAGCCGGUGGUGGUUCGCCAGCUCCGCUUUUCCACUCAUCGCUGGGACACUCGGGCCUGUCGCCAAUGCCUUCAGCAUAUGCGCGCUGGUCCGACCCUGGAGGCAGAAGUUUCCUCCGGGGUCUGACCUCGACAAGGCUCAGUUUGUCACAGAUCCCAUCUGGCUCACCGUCAUAAAUGCGAUUCAAGUGGCCAUGGCCGUCAUAGCGAAUCUGGUUCUUCUACUCAAUAUGGCCAGGAAGAUAAGGUUCUCAGUAGCACAGCCAAUUACUAUAGUCACCUGGUAUAUAUCCUCCAUCUGUCUUGUGGCACUCAACGCAACAGCCGCUGGUCCACUUGUAGAACAGCCUGAAGAUAUAUACAUCUGGUCGCAGGCUUUUUACUAUGGCAUCUAUGCUGCCUGCCUCUACUUCGUCUGCUCCUCGCUCAUGGUGGUGACCUUUUGGGGAGCGAUGAAGGGCCAUUACUCCAAAGACUUUCAGUUGACGAAUAGCCAGCGCACACUUAUGCUACAAACAAUCAUGUUUCUCAUGUACCUCCUCGUCGGCGCCCUUGUCUUCUCCACGAUCGAAGGCUGGCCGUAUCUAGAUGCUGUAUAUUGGGCCGACGUUACACUCUUUACUGUCGGAUUUGGUGACUUUUCAGCAGCAACUCCCCUCGGCCGCGCUCUUCUCUUUCCCUAUGCCCUAAUUGGCGUCAUCAGCCUCGGUCUGGUCGUCGGCUCCAUCCGGUCCCUUGUGCUAGAGCGUGGCCAGCGCCAAUUGAGCGCAAGAUUAAUGGAGAAGAAGCGCAAAAGAACACUAAGGCGGAUGGUGCGACGUGGCAAAGAUGAUAUACUCAUCCCCGUCACAGAAGAAGGAGACGACGACGACCCGGAGAGGAGCACCACCAGCCUUUCCGAGUACCAGCGCCGGAAGAGAGAGUUUGAACUGAUGAGGAAGAUACAGAUGCGAGCAGAGCACCGAAGGCGAUGGAUGGCCAUGGGGAUCUCGACAACCGUAUGGCUCCUACUCUGGCUCGUCGGUGCUGCAAUCUUCCAGCAAUCUGAGCUUCGAUACCAAGGGUGGACCUACUUUGACGGUUUCUACUUUGCAUUCGUCAGUCUGACCACCAUUGGAUAUGGUGAUGUCACUCCAAUCUCGCCCGCCGGGAAGUCGUUCUUUGUCAUCUGGUCCUUGCUAGCAUUGCCUACCAUGACCGUGCUCAUUUCCAACGCGGGCGACACCGUUGUCAAAUUCGUUCGGGAGGCAACAGACAAGCUGGGAACCGUUACAAUUCUACCAGACGAGAAAGGGUUCAAAAAGGCCUUGAAGGAGAUGAUAGGGCCAUUAUCCUUGGGUCAAGUCUUUGGUGACGACAGCGAUGUUGAGGAAAGCCCACCGGGAGGUCUCGGCUUCGCAGAAGAGCAUGACGGUGAGACUGAUGAGGAAGAAGGCACCAGCGACAAGUCUACGCGGUCGUUAGACAGGCGAGCCGAGAACGUCACUGACACCGGCACACGGAAAGAUCCGGUCAGUGAUGAUGGAACACAGACACUUUCCGACGGCAAAGAAGGUAGAGACACGGGUGAAAAGCAAGGCCCGCUUACGGCGGGUGGCUCCCCCACUGAGGACACGGAUCAACCCAAGUACGACAUGCGCCGUGCAUCCACGACACCAGUCCCUGCUCCCACCAGCAAGGGCCACCUAAGCUUCAAGGAGCCGCCAGGCCGUCCAUCGUCGUCCAAGAACGGCAGCUCCGGCUUAGAGCGCUCUGUGAAUUUGAACAGCAAGAGGGAUCAGAAUGACAUCAGGUCACAAACCCUCAAGAUGAGCCGCGCAGUGUCCAUGCCGCGGACAUCAGCCGAGAUCCCCCGAGACGUACCUAUGGACCCCCACGACUACCACCUGCUGCUGAUUGACGAAAUCAGCCGAGUGACGCAGCACCUCAAGUCCAAGCCCCCACGCAAGUACGACUUCCACGAGUGGGCCUGGUACCUGAAGCUCAUCGGCGAGGACGAGAGCAGCGCGGACACGCACAAGAAGGCAGUUCCGAGGAGCAAGAGGAAGGGCAAGGACCAGGGCCAGGGAGCCGAGGGCGGCGCAAGAGAUGAGCCCGAGAAGUUGCAGUGGAGUUGGGUUGGCAGCCGAAGCCCACUUAUGGGGAGCCAGGAGGAGGCCGAGUGGAUCUUGGAGAAGCUGGAGCAGAAGUUGGCGGGGGAGUUGAGGGCUGCCAGGGAUGCUGCCAGGGAGAAGGCUUUCGACGGGCGACGAUGGCCCCAUGGGCUGUGA